AUGGUCCUUCUAUUACAAGCUGCUUUUUUGCCUCGUCUUGUUUAUUUUUUGAGAACAUCCCCUCUGUUGGAUGUUUCGAUCCUCAAUAGUUUUGACGAUCACCUCCGUGACGCAUUCCAGUCCAUCUUCAACAUAGAACUCGAUCAAAAAAAUUGGUUGCAGGGGACGCUGCCUAUAUGUGUUGGUGGCCUGGGUUUGGGUUCCGCGGCUGAGCUGGCACCUUUUGCCUUUUUGGCUUCUGCUGCUGCCACGGUGGCCCUCCAGGAUUUGAUGUUGCCGAGGGAUGGGAUUUAUGUCGAUAACUUCAGAAUGCAAGUAUACGACAUGUGGCGCGCCACCAACGGAGAUGUGGUUGCGCUCGAAAACCCCUCGCAAAAACACUGGAUCGCCCCCUGUCUUAAUAGAUCAGUUGAUCGAUGGCUGCAACUGAAUGGCUCUACUUUUGACAAGGCUAGAAUUAUGGCUGCUGGUAUCCCGGUUAUAAAAGAACCCAUGGGUUUAAUAGAGGAAGGAGCCUUUAGGCCAGAUGGUUACACUAUCACUCCAUGGGCUCAGGGACGGUCCCUGGCUUGGGACGUUACCUUACCCCACACUAUGGCUGACCGAUAUAUCGUCUACACUUCAGUUGAGAUGAAUGUCAGGACUGUUUCCCCAAAUUACGUUGCAGUAGAUGAGGUGAGGAAAGAUUAA
Messenger RNA from Helobdella robusta, 690 nucleotides. RefSeq lists its product as hypothetical. The transcript has 3 exons. Bases 1 to 690 code for a protein of 229 amino acids. Lineage: Eukaryota; Metazoa; Annelida; Clitellata; Rhynchobdellida; Glossiphoniidae. The record is from RefSeq and is a predicted model, not a curated record.